AUGUUGUGUGGGUUAUUUUGGUCGUGUGGUGGGUGGCGCUGUUGGAAUCUUCGCGACCAAGAUGAGCGACAUGAUGGGAUUACAGAGGUGUGGUGUGUGUGUGUGUGCCACGAGUCAGGUUGGCCGUGGAGUCAGAUGUGUGUGUUCAUCUUUGGACAGAAAGACUGUGCUGCAUGUCUGGCCUAUGGAUUACGCGACUACAAGCUAGCGCGCUUGGCGUCAAAAGACAGGCGCAGGUUGCAUUCGGAAGAUGACAAUGACGAGUUUGUGUCACAUCAACGAGAGCUGAGGUGCAUGAUCUGA
Bipolaris victoriae FI3 is the source of this 303-nucleotide messenger RNA. RefSeq lists its product as hypothetical. The transcript has 3 exons. The record is from RefSeq and is a predicted model, not a curated record. NCBI's taxonomy places the organism in Eukaryota, Fungi, Ascomycota, Dothideomycetes, Pleosporales, Pleosporaceae. Bases 1 to 303 code for a protein of 100 amino acids.